UGAAAUAGUUUGUCGCUGGCUUCGUUUUAGCCCUUUCACGGGGUUGUGAGGGAUGUCUUUCGCAAUUUUUCUGUUGUCUUGUUUCCCGGCGAGCAAUGUCGGGAUGGGAUUGUGCUCCGCUGCGAGGCCUUUUUCUUUAGAUUUGACACAGCUUUGUUGUUAGGUGGUUAGCUUGUUGUUUAGAUGUCGAGGGCAAGCAUGAUGUAACUGUCACUAUUGUUAGAUAACUGUGCAGAUCUAUAAAUAACCUAUGAGACUUUAGCAAAGCAGUUAGACGGUCGUUGGCUAUCAACUUGGAUCAGAUUUAGAUAGCAUCGUUAGCUAGCUUCAUCCCCACUGCAUCGUUUAUUCUCGGUACAGUGUCAGCAUUAGCAUGUUAGUGGCUAACUUCAGUUCAUGCUAGCGAGGACAAAGGGGAUCCUAGUACCAACCACACCAAGUCGAUUUUUCUAUUUUGUACAUACAGAGUUUUGUAUAUACUGUAUAUGAUGAGCUCGCUGGGCGGCGACAAGGCCCGGGGCCCUCGGGAAAAAGCGCUGCCUGCUGCCACUCACACAUCACAACCACAGAAACAGAUACAGGCUACUGCUGAGCAGAUUCGGCUUGCCCAGAUGAUCUAUGACAAGAAUGAUGCUGACUUUGAGGACAAAGUUAACCAGCUGAUGGAGGUGACUGGGAAGAACCAGGAUGAGUGCAUGGUUGCGCUCCAUGACUGCAAUGAGGAUGUUAGCAGAGCCAUCAACUUCCUCCUGGAGAGCACCUCGGACAUGACCUCAUGGGAGACAGUGGGGAAGAAGAAACCACUGGUGAAGGAGGGUCUCUCAGAAAGCAAGGAGAACAAGGAGAACAGGGAGAAGAAAGGCGAGAGGGAGGCAAGCAAGGGCCGCGUGGCUACCAACCGCAAGGGCAAAGGGGCCAGUCGCAGCCGACAGGCACGUCCAGAGGAGAAUGGUGUUGAGGUGACACCAGUGGACAGAGGUUCAGACCGAGGUCGGAGGGUCAAAGGUGGCCGAGGAUCAGGAGGUCGAGGCAGAGGCAGGGCACCAGCAGGGAGCCGGUUCUCAGCCCAGGGCAUGGGGACUUUCAAUCCUGCGGACUAUACCUCAGAGGCUGGUACAGGGACCACACAAACUGAGGUGUGGGACACGGUGGCCAACAACAGUACAGAUGGGACAGUUGCCUGGAGGAGUACCUUGGAAGACUGGGCAGCUGAGGACUGGAGUGAGGAUGUUAGUCUCUCUGAGACCAAAGUGUUCACCUCCUCAUGUGCACCUGCUGCUGAGAACCACAUAACACCUGGGCAAAGUCUGGACCUCGCCUCUUUGCUGCAGAAGCCUGUUGUUGGAGGAAGAGAACCACCCUCCUCUUCUUCCUCUCAGAGUCUGGUCUUCACCAACUCCCACCACCAUCAGCCACCGCAGCAGCAACAGCAGCCGCCCCCCAGCCGCAACACCCCUGGUAGCACAAGCUACGCACAUGCUGCUCUGUCAUCAGUUCUGGGAGCUGGUUUUGGCGACUUGGGCCAGGCCAAGAGGCCUCAGCCCAGCGCCGGAGCUCAGAUACUAGAACAGCUGAAGGGUCCUGGCUUGGGUCCGCUACCGUCAUCCCAGGCCGUGCCUCCUGCCAGCACCCAGGGAAGCAACACCUCCAUUGGCCGACUGCCAGGCCUGGGAGCACCUGUACCUCCGCCCUCCUCCUCUAGCUGGGACAUGAAGGCUUCAGAAUCCAACACCACCUCGCUGUCUUCACAGUUCAGCCGUGAGUUUGGCCUGCAACCAGAGCCCUCUCUUGUGCUGAGCCAGCUGGUUCAGAGGCACACCGGCCCCUCCUUGCCUCUGGCACGUCAACCCAGUCCUCCAUCGCAACAGCAAUCACCCCCUGCUUCAGCCUCGCCUGCUCCCCAGCACACCAGCACACCAGCACAGGCAGGCCCAGUGAUGACUGUUGCUGGUGUUAAACCUCCUGCCCCCAGCGCAGGGCUGGACCCUCAGGGCGGCAGUACACCACAGCAGCAACGGGCACAACUCAAAGGCCAGAAACGAAGGAUACCUCCCACAUCGAAGAUCCCCUCCACGGCGGUAGAGAUGCCAGGCUCAGCUGACGUACCUGGUCUAAACCUCCAGUUUGGAGCUCUAGACUUUGGCUCGGAGUCGGCAUUGCCAGAUUUUGGAGUUGUGGACAAUUGUGUGAGUUCAGCUUCCAGGGAGUCCACUCCAGCCCCCGCCCCAGCAGCACCUGCACCAGGACCAGGGACACAGAGCCAGACGAGCCUGUACUCCAAGCCGCUCAGUGAGUCGCUGGGCAGCCCUCUAUCUGUUGCCCUGCCCCUGCCCCUCUCUUCAUCAGAGCCAGUAUAUCACUCCUCUUCGGUGGCGUUGUCCAGCCUCACCCCCUCCUCAAUAGGGACUGCCAGCUCCACCAAUCCUCCUUCCUCCUCUUCGACAACUUCCACCACCACCUCCUCUGUACCCACCUCCUCCCCCUUCUCCACAAUGGGUGGAAGUUAUGAUGGGACCAUGCCCCCUCAUUCACGACUGGCCUUUUCCCAGAGCAAAGAGGCCACAGGGCCAGUCAUGAAUGGUCUGAAUGGUGUAAGGACCUCUGCUGCUUUAGACACUUCAUCAGCGUCCUCCACACCAAAGCCAGAGUCGCCAUCUCUGAACAUCAGCACCAACGGUCCCCCAGCACCCUCCUCCCACUUACCCUCCACCCUGCCUACACACAGCUCGGCCACUCUCUCCAACCUGGCACAGGACCUGCCCUCAGCGAGCCAGCUCAACUCACUCAACAGCCACGUCAGCAGUCAUUCCUCAGUUUCAGGUCUGGGCUCCAGCUCUCUCACUUACACCAGUGUUGACGGCAGCAGUGUGAGCUCUCUGGCUCCCUCCUCUGGCUCCUACACGUCAUCACAGGUCUCAGCCUCAGCGCUCCACUCGACCCACAACAGCAGCAACAGUAGCAGCAGCAUCAGCCACCUGGCCAACAUGCCCAACAUGGGCAGCCACAUGAGCAGCACAGUCGGCGGUAUAGCCGGAACCAGCGUACUUCACUCUGCUGCCACCGCCGCCAGCAGCACAGUGCUGGGACUUGGCUCCAAUGGAGCUACUGCCACGUCCAACCUCUCUGCACCAAGGACCACACCCCUGCUCUCUUCCUCCACCGGUAAAGCUCCACCUAACCUGUCCCAGGGAGUGCCUCCUUUACUGCCCAACCAGUAUAUCAUGGGCCCAGGGGGGUUGCUGCCAGCAUACCCACAGAUCUAUGGCUACGAGGACCUCCAUAUGCUCCAGUCUAGACUGCCAAUGCCCUCUUUGCAGGAUUACUAUGGAAUCACAUUCCCUGGCCCCACAGCGACUCUCUCUGGCAGAGAUGGAAGCCUAGCCAACAACCCCUACUCAGGUGAAGUCACAAAGUUUGGCAGGAACGACUCCACCUCCCCGGCACCCCCCACAAGCCUGGCAGCCCAACAGCCUCCCCAGGGCCAGAACCAAGGACAGAGCCAGGCCCAGCCACAGCCUCCUCAGGCCCAGCCUCAGCCCCAGGGCCAGCCGCAGCACCACAGCAGUCAGCAGGCCUUUCUGCCACCAGGCUACAGCUACACAGGCCUGCCUUACUACCCCGGAGUGCCCGGCGCCGUACCCAGUGCUGCUGCCUUCCAGUAUGGCCCCACCAUGUUUGUUCCUCCCGGGGGCCCAGGACCAGCCUCGGCCAAGCAGCACAGCAUGGGUCUUGGCCUGGGAAACCCCUCGGCCAGCCCCUUUCAGCAGCAGACACAGCAGCAGCCCAGCGGUUACGGCCAGCACACCUUCAGCUCAGGGUACGAGGAGCUGACAGCGGGGCCAGCAGGAGUGGACUACAGUAAAGGCUACAACUCCUCCUCACAGGCACAAGCCAAAUCUGCUGCUACUGGGCCUGGAAAAGGCGUCUCAGUGACGUCCAGUAACUCGGGCGUGCCAGACAUCAGUGGAAGUGUUUACAAUAAGACCCAGUCUUUUGAUAAGCAGGGUUUCCAUGCAGGGACCCCUCCUCCCUUCAGCCUGCCAUCAGCGCUGGGGGGUCCAGGCCCUCUGAACCCUGGAGCAGCUCCUGGAGGCUAUGCACCAGCCCCAUUCCUCCACAUCCUGCCUCACCAGCAACCACACUCACAGCUGCUGCACCAUCAUCUAGCUCAGGAUGGACAGGGUGGUCCGAGCCAGCGCGGCCAGUCCAGCAGCCUGCAGCAGAAGAGCCAAGUCAACAAGUCGAGCUACGGCAGCUCCCCCUACUGGGCCAACUGAAGUGGCUAGAUCUACUGUGUAUGUGUGUGUGUACAUGGACAGGCACACACCUGCACAACAGCUGCGUAUCUGACCGACAAGAUCAUAGAGGGACAUACCAUUUUUCAACACAAGCUAAAACACACACACUACCACCCCCUACCCUUUGCUCUGUAUAUCCCCUUUUCAAAUUUAUGGCUGUUGUAUGUAAAAUAUAUUUAUGUAUGUAUUUAUACAGUAUAUAUGUAUUGGUAGGACAUAAAAUGUGGUUUUCUGAACUUUGUUUUUAUUUUGAAGGACAUUUUAUUUCAAAAAAAUGUGGAAAAGAUGAGAAUGCUAAAUAAUGGAGAUGAAGAUGGUGAAUAUACUUGAACACAAGCAUCUUGUGAUGUGGAUUUUUUUGUAUGCAUACAUGAACCGAGAAUGAUGUACAUAGAUUCUACACAUCAUUUUCACGGCAAAGGCCUUUUUUUAUUUUAGAAGAAAUAUGUUUUUGUAACUUUUGGUCUCCCGCAUCUGUGAAUCCUUAUAUUGAGGGUGACUUGAGUUGAUAGCUUGACUUUUCUUUUUUGCCCCAUUUCCCUCCGUCUCAUUCCUCGACUCUUACUAGUUGGUUGGUUUGACCAGCCAGGCCUUGGAUUUGAUGUCAUUUUAACAUUGAUUUAAUCCUUGUUGUCCAAAUUAAAAGUUAUGAACAGUU
Seriola aureovittata is the source of this 4956-nucleotide messenger RNA. It is a transcript of the gene ubap2a, whose product is annotated as ubiquitin associated protein 2a. Gene Ontology annotation, cellular component: nucleus; cytoplasm. Gene Ontology annotation, molecular function: protein binding. The record is from RefSeq and is a predicted model, not a curated record. The transcript has 27 exons. The coding region runs from base 486 to 4277 and encodes 1263 amino acids. NCBI's taxonomy places the organism in Eukaryota, Metazoa, Chordata, Actinopteri, Carangiformes, Carangidae.